Molecule: messenger RNA, 747 nt
Organism: Diabrotica balteata
Lineage: Eukaryota; Metazoa; Arthropoda; Insecta; Coleoptera; Chrysomelidae
Source: the annotation of a GenBank genome assembly
AUGGGGAGUAAUUUAUUAACUUUGGAACAAAUCCAUAUUUAUUUACUUGAAAAUGGUGGUAAAGUUAAAAAUCGUGAUAUUGUUCGGUAUUUUAAAAGUUAUUUAACAGAUCCUGUAACUAAAGAUGAAAAUAGAUCACGGUUUAAGUCCUACAUUAACAAAUUAGCCGUUACGAAAGCAGAAGGCGAUGAAAAAGUUAUUCUUCUUAAUUUGAAAUACAGCAGUUACGAUACAUUACCAUCACCGGCAACACACAACUCGGUCUUCUAUUCACCCCAGCAUGAUCCUCGCAAUUCUGUUGGACUUCCGUUAUCUCCUGCAGGUGUAGGAGUGAUAGAUUCCUCGGUUUCAUCGCCUUCGACACCGUCGCGACAGCCUCCUCCAUAUCGAGCACCACCGCCACCUCCCAGUUCAGCAUCAACGAAUUCGUUGGAUACUAUGUCUUUGGGAUCAACGACGUCUUUAAACGAUCUUCAAAAAACUCCUCAGCCUCCUCCAAGGGAAAAAAGAAAGGAUUCGGAAAAUAGAAAUUUCCAGGAAGACGGGACACCACAAAAGACUGAUGUGGAUGAUCCUAACGUUGAGGAUAAAACCAUUAGCGUCAAAGAACGAACACAAAAAUUCAAUCGGUUGGCUUCGGUAGAUGAUGAGCUCAGUCCACGACCACCAAAAUCUGCUGAGAAGAAGAGUAGGGUACGUAACAUAGUUAAUAUCGUUCUUUAUCUUAAUAUCGUAUUUUGUAGUUAG